UUUAUUUGAUCAUCUCAGGAUAAAAUGAUUGUGUACUUUGAUCAAUUCGGUUGCUGCGAGCUCGUUUCUGACUCUUUCCCUCACACCGAGACUGACCUUCUGUACUCUGUGGAGGCUAAGAUGGUCCCCAAGGAAGAUGCUGAGGACCCCGAGACUGAGCAGAUUCUCGAUGUUGUUCAGAAUCACAAUCUGAUGCAGUUCGCCAACGAGACUGCUUUGGAUAAGAAGACCUUCACUGCCAUGAUCAAGAAGUACGUGAAGCAGGUGCGCAUGUACCUGAAGGAGAACAAGCCCGAGAGAGAGGAGGCUUUCGUCAACGAGAUGAACGAGUUCAUCAAGAAGAUCCUGAAGGACUUCAAGGAUUACGACUACUACCACGGAACUGUCGAUUACGACGCCAUGGAGGAGAAGGUGAACGAGAUGAAGGCCAAGGCUGAGGCUGCUGGAAAGGACGCCUCUUCCCUUUCUCACCUUCAGGAGAUGAUUGUGAUUUGCGAAUACGUGGACGGAGUGAAGCCCACUUUCCACUUCUUCAAGGAUGGUAUGUAUGAGGAGAUGUAUUAAAUACUUUCGAGAAAGUU
Messenger RNA from Blastocystis hominis, 581 nucleotides. RefSeq lists its product as hypothetical. The transcript has 3 exons. Gene Ontology annotation, molecular function: calcium ion binding. The coding region runs from base 25 to 564 and encodes 179 amino acids. The record is from RefSeq and is a predicted model, not a curated record. Gene Ontology annotation, cellular component: cytoplasm. Lineage: Eukaryota; Bigyra; Opalinata; Blastocystidae.